UUUGCGGGGGCGGUGCUUUUGGGCUGGAAUUCCUUUGAAUUCAGUGAGGUUGUCUCUGUGUUUGGAAAUUCCAGUGGAAAGUGACUGAUGCUGGUGACCCUUUCUCCUUUUUCAGCUCCUCAGUACGCAGAAAUAGGAGCACUUGCGGCACCAGCUGUCGAGCCAAAGCUAGCAUGGGAAGAGCCCCCUCCAGAGAGAGCGCUGGAGGUGGAGGGAGCUCCAGCCAAGGACCAGCCCAGCCAGGAGCUGCCUGAAAUCAUGGCACCUACUGUAGCCACUGGCCUUAAUGCUGGAGCUGAAAGCGUGGCUGGAGAGAGAAGUGGGAGGGAGGGGGUGACCAGCACAGCCCCAGCCAGCAGCUCCCAUGCUGCCCCUAGUCCUGGGCAUGGUGGCAAACAUGGAGGCGGAGACCAGGGCAUUCAGACUGGACUCCUGUACCUCGCUGGAGAGAGGCUUCUCUCAUUCACUAGAACCACAGCCCUGCUGCUGCAGGGCCUGUUUAUUGUGCUAAUGCUGAUGAGGUAUAUCUCUGUGCAGGUGGUGCUCGAGAGCAUUAAAAGAAGGCUUGGAAGAAGAGUUCCAGCAGCUCCUCCUGCUCUCAGAUGCAAUCUUCUCCUCCAGGCAUGGAUGUGUGUCUGCAACUGGGCAUCCAGGCUGUUUGCCCCUAAUGUGCUGCCCCAAACGGGCUUUUAACAGGUGGGCAGGGGUUGAGGGGACCAGGAGGUGGCUCCAAAGGGUACAGCAAGGAAAGCUUUUAAAGACAGCUGUUGUGCUCCAGGCUCUCCAUGCCGCCACCUGCCCUAGCAUUUAUUAAUAGUGUUAGAAUUACAAGUUUAUGAAAUGAAAUAUAAAUAAAGUUUGAUUUCUGAAACUUC
Molecule: messenger RNA, 875 nt
Organism: Gorilla gorilla gorilla (western lowland gorilla)
Lineage: Eukaryota; Metazoa; Chordata; Mammalia; Primates; Hominidae
Product: CMT1A duplicated region transcript 15 protein-like protein
Exons: 1
Coding region: 88-693 (201 amino acids)
Source: RefSeq, a predicted model, not a curated record